This is a messenger RNA of Neomonachus schauinslandi (Hawaiian monk seal), 1245 nucleotides long. RefSeq names its product serine/threonine kinase 32B (gene STK32B). NCBI's taxonomy places the organism in Eukaryota, Metazoa, Chordata, Mammalia, Carnivora, Phocidae. Bases 1 to 1245 code for a protein of 414 amino acids. Gene Ontology annotation, biological process: regulation of signal transduction; protein phosphorylation; G protein-coupled receptor signaling pathway. The transcript has 12 exons. Gene Ontology annotation, molecular function: G protein-coupled receptor kinase activity; ATP binding; G protein-coupled receptor binding. The record is from RefSeq and is a predicted model, not a curated record.
AUGGGCGGGAACCACUCCCACAAGCCCCCCGUGUUUGACGAGAAUGAGGAAGUCAACUUUGACCAUUUUCAGAUUCUGCGGGCCAUUGGCAAAGGGAGUUUUGGAAAGGUAUGCAUCGUGCAGAAGCGAGACACGAAGAAAAUGUACGCAAUGAAGUACAUGAACAAGCAGAAAUGCAUCGAGAGGGACGAGGUUCGGAAUGUGUUCCGGGAACUCCAGAUCAUGCAGGGGCUGGAGCACCCUUUCUUGGUCAACCUGUGGUACUCCUUCCAGGACGAGGAGGACAUGUUCAUGGUGGUGGACCUGCUCCUGGGCGGGGACCUACGCUACCACCUGCAGCAGAACGUCCACUUCACCGAGGGGGCAGUGAAGCUGUACAUUUGUGAGCUGGCGCUGGCCCUGGAGUACCUGCAGAGGUUCCACAUCAUCCACAGAGACAUCAAGCCAGACAACAUCUUGCUGGAUGAACAUGGACAUGUUCACAUCACAGAUUUCAACAUAGCGACGAUCGUGAAAGGAGCAGAAAAGGCUUCCUCCAUGGCCGGGACCAAGCCCUACAUGGCCCCGGAAGUGUUCCAGGUGUAUGUGGACGGAGGCCCCGGCUACUCGUACCCCGUCGACUGGUGGUCCCUGGGUGUCACAGCCUAUGAGCUGCUGCAGGGCUGGAGACCGUAUGAAAUCCACUCGGCCACACCCAUUGAUGAGAUCCUCAACAUGUUCAAGGUGGAGCGCGUCCACUACUCCUCCACGUGGUGCAAAGGCAUGGUGGCACUGCUGAAGAAGCUCCUGACCAAGGACCCUGAGAGCCGCCUGUCCAGCCUCGGUGACGUUCAGAGCGCACCCUACUUGGCCGACAUGAACUGGGAUGCUGUGUUCGAGAAGGCGCUGACGCCCGGCUUUGUGCCUAAUAAGGGGAGAUUGAACUGUGAUCCCACAUUUGAACUUGAAGAAAUGAUCCUCGAAUCCAAGCCUCUUCACAAAAAGAAGAAGAGGUUGGCGAAGAACAGGUCCAAAGACGGCACGAAGGACAGCUGUCCUCUGAAUGGACACCUCCAGCAGUGCUUGGAGACUGUGCGGAAGGAAUUCAUCAUAUUCAACAGAGAGAAGCUGAGGAGGCAGCAGGGGCAGAGCGGCCAGCUCUUGGACCCAGAAGGCCGGGCUGGGAGCCAGACCCAGGGCAAGCUCCAGGACGGGUGCAACAACAACAUUCUGGCCCACGCCUGCUCCCGUGGCUGCAGCAGCUAA